Molecule: messenger RNA, 459 nt
Organism: Perkinsus marinus ATCC 50983
Lineage: Eukaryota; Perkinsozoa; Perkinsida; Perkinsidae
Exons: 6
Coding region: 1-459 (152 amino acids)
Source: RefSeq, a predicted model, not a curated record
AUGGGAGAGAGGCAGCCCUCCACCCCCGGCCCUAUCGAUAAAGAGGAGGGUAAGGAGGACGAGGGGGCAAGAGAGGGCCGACUGAAACUGCAGUCUCUAGAGAGGUCGGGCUCAUCUACCCUACAGCUGGUUCGUAUAGCAAAGGAGGAUAGGGAGCUGAAGGAGGAGCUCGGCGAGACCAGGCAGCAAACAGCGUUGAGAUUGGCACAUUGUAGUGAGCGCGAGGAGAGGCUGAAGGCUCGUAGGGAGGACCUCAGAAUACGAAAGGCGGCUAAUGAGGACUUUUUGAAGGUUGUUGAUAGUAAGGUGGGGAAAGCUGAGAAGAAACGACAGGUAGAGGAGAGGGAGUGUCGUGGGUUGGAUGGGGAGAUAAUUGAGCUGAAAAAACGCGAAGCGGAGCUGAUCGAGAUGAAGAGAAUGGUGGAGGAGGAGGUAGAUGAUGGUUGCCAUCUCGGGUAG